UUCAGAUAACAAAGCUGUCUCCCUAACACUGUGCACGCGUCUUCGUUUGGGGCGGCUGGUACUCCGGCGUCCUACGCGGAGAACUGGGGAUACGAUCUGCUCGAGAUCAGGGCCUGUUCGCUAUAAAAAUGCCUAAGCCAUCGAAAUGGGCGCGCUCUCCGAAGUAUCCUCUUACGGAACAUCUCUACCAAAUCUUGUACAAGCAGCAAGCAGGGAAGAGACUUCCGCGAUCACAUAUCGUGAGUGAGAAACUCUGUGAUGAUGUCCUUAAACAACUAUCCCCCUAUCUGCUGAGGAACAAGCCCACGGAUAUUGUUGACCUCUUGCCUGGUGACGGCUUCUGGUCUUCCAAAGUCAAUAAUUUCUUGAAACCAAGACAACAUUUAUUAUUCGAAUCCGAACUCCCAAUAUACGGGGACAUGCUGAAUCAGCUUGCCGCUAAUAAUCCGUCCUACAAAAUCAUCGAGAUUCAGCAUAACUGGGUUAAUGAGGAUCACUGGAACACGAUAUUCGCGCAACACUUGCCGGUGCCUCCACCAAAUACUGCGGACGGUGUCAUAAAUGACAGUCUGUUGGUCCUUGCAAAUUUGACCUACUUCGUCCCGAAGGGCAGCCAUUUCACCCCGUCUCGAGAAUGGGCCCACUUCAUGUCAAAGGCUCUAAGGGGACUGCAGUUCCACCGUUAUGGCAUGGCUAGGAUCCUUGCUUUGAUGCCGACGGAGGAGGGUCAUCUAGUAAUGCCGCGAAGCGUCUUUGAUCGCAAAAGGCCUGCACUGCUGACGGAGGCGAUCGGCAAAGUAGCAUUCAGCGUUGCAAAUACCACCGACGGUGGAGCCUGGACUAGACUGAGGACGUGGGAUUUAAUGACAAAGAGCGCUAGUCGCGCUGCUGAGAGAGCUGCCGAGCAGAAGGUCGAAGUGAUCGAAGGGCGGGAACACCCACCGAUCCUGAUGGCCCCCGUGAGUGCCGAUCCGGGCAAGAAGCCAGCUCCGCAUGUGCCUCGUGUUAGACACGAGUGGCAGCAGAAAUACAUCGAGGUCUUGGAACUAGUCAAACAACGCGAAGCAGAAUUGAAGGCAUCAGGCUCCCCUCCCGGGAAGGACAAGAGGCUCACUGCGCUGCAUCAACAUUAUAAACGAUACCAGGUUCAACUGAACCAGGAUAAUCGGCGUUGGUUUGGUCGGAUCCAGUUAACAGAGAAACAGGGUGAAAUCGAUGAAAUGGAGAGAGAGCUAGCUCGAGCAGCAGCAAAUCCCCAGACAGAUCCGCAGACACUCAAAGAUUUGGACUCCAAAAUUGCUUUAAUGAGAGCGGACUGGGCUAAGAUGCGCGAGGAGCUUGACUACGUGGUACAUGAACGAGCCGAUCUCUAUAUAGACGAAAUGCGAGCAGCUUUGAAGACUGGGAGUCUCGAUGAUGCUGUCCUUCUUUGGGACCGCCGUCCCUUCGAACCACUGCAUAUCAAACACGAUGAAAUCUAUCCUGUGGGAGCACCAUGUACUAUGAUAUAUUUCGAACCGAACCGCGAUUCACCGUUGGUGAAAGCCCUAGAAAGCAUGGAAAGGGGCCGCGAGAAGCAUGACUUGACAGAUGUCACCGAGGAGAUCCUCUCCGUGGUCGGAAUGCGCAAUUCGCUUUCUGUCAACGAAUUUCUGAAUGCCCUGUUUCCGGAACGACCCAUUAAUGACAUUGUCAAGGCAGUCCCAAGUUUGGCGGCACUGGCUUCCAAGAGACUGAAGAAGGACUUUGACGGUUCGGUCAAAGGCUCAAAUCCUCAGGAGACGGACCCGAUAUACACUUACCAAGAAAUCCUCGAUUACGAUCUGAGCGACGUAAGGAUACGCAGCGUUCCUCUACUUGUUCUAUGGGACCUUAUCUUGGAAUAUAGCAAAUGGCCAGCCAAGGCUACUUCCACGCGACGCAUAAACACCAUUCUGGGUGGUUCCAUGACGGACUGGCAAUCAGCCAUCCUCUCAUUCAACUUUAAGGCCGGCAAAGCUUCUGGGAAGGUGGAUGUAUUGUGAUGACGCAGUUGUCUUUUUUCGCCGUACCCCAUUCAUGUUGCAUCAAUGGACUAUAGAUAUACAAAGCUUUGUCUUCUUUAAAGCAUAUGUAUUCACUGGUUGCUUUUAUCUAUAUUCAUGU
Paecilomyces variotii is the source of this 2145-nucleotide messenger RNA. RefSeq lists its product as hypothetical. Lineage: Eukaryota; Fungi; Ascomycota; Eurotiomycetes; Eurotiales; Thermoascaceae. The coding region runs from base 129 to 2024 and encodes 631 amino acids. The record is from RefSeq and is a predicted model, not a curated record. The transcript is spliced from 2 exons.